This is a messenger RNA of Carcharodon carcharias (great white shark), 3793 nucleotides long. It is a transcript of the gene ncln, whose product is annotated as nicalin. NCBI's taxonomy places the organism in Eukaryota, Metazoa, Chordata, Chondrichthyes, Lamniformes, Lamnidae. Gene Ontology annotation, biological process: regulation of signal transduction. The record is from RefSeq and is a predicted model, not a curated record. Gene Ontology annotation, cellular component: endoplasmic reticulum membrane. Bases 165 to 1844 code for a protein of 559 amino acids. The transcript is spliced from 15 exons.
CUCCGGCCGUCAGUGUCAAGCGAGAGCGUGUCUGGAGGAGGCGGUGGUUCAAAGACCAGAGAUUUUAUUUUUUAAAAAAAGAAAAAUUAUUCUUUAAGCGUUUAAAAAAACAUAUAUAUAUAUAUAUAUAUAAAAAAGAGACUUGCCGAGAAGGAAAUUCCAGAAUGUUCGAAGAAGCGAGUGAAGUGUUUGACAACAUGUUCAAGGGCUCUUUUCCAUUGACUUUCAUAGUCUUCAUCCCGGCAGUGUUGAUCCUGGUCUCCCCUCUGCCCAUAGAGGCGGCCCAUGAGUUCACAGUGUACAGGAUGCAACAGUAUGACUUGCAGGGUCAGGCCUAUGGUACAAGAAAUGCCAUGCUGAACACAGAGGCUCGAACAAUCGAAGCAGAUGUGCUGAGCCGCCGGUGUGUGAUAAUGAGAUUAGCAGAGUUUACCUUUGAAAAGUUCCAGGAGGCCAUACGACAGAGCGCAGGGGCAGUGGUGAUCAUUCUGCCCCAGAAUAUGUCGACAAUGCCUCAGGAUGUCAUCCAGCAGUUUAUGGAGAUCGAGCCAGAGCUGUUGGCAACUGAGACAAUUGUACCGGUAUACUUUGCCUUGGAGGAUGAUGAGCUCUUGUCAAUACACGAACAAACAAAUUCAGCUUCUGUCUCGCAGGGCACUGCCUCAGCUGCAGAAGUCCUCUUGCACACAGCCACAGCCAAUGGCUUCCAAAUGGUUACAAGUGGGGCCCAAAGCAAACCCAUUAAUGAUUGGUCAAUAACCAGCCUUGAGGGCAGAUUGACUGGUCUGGGUGGAGAAGAUCUUCCCACCAUUGUAAUUGUAGCACACUACGACUCCUUUGGAGUGGCUCCUUGGCUGGCUUAUGGUGCCGAUUCAAAUGGCAGUGGUGUAGCAGCUUUACUAGAACUGGCACGACUGUUUUCCAAACUCUAUACUUACAAGAGGACACAUGCUGGAUAUAAUAUCCUGUUCUUUGUGUCCGGAGGAGGAAAAUUCAAUUACCAGGGCACAAAACGCUGGCUGGAGGAUCACCUGGAUCACACAGAUUCCAGCCUUCUUCAGGAUAACGUUGCUUUCGUUUUGUGCCUCGAUACCUUGGGCAGUGGUGAUGGCCUUUAUCUUCAUGUUUCAAAGCCACCUAAGGAUGCGACCCCACAGUACACCUUCCUGAAGGAGCUAGAAACGGUGACCUCCAGGUUUCCAGAAGUUAAAUUCUCCAUGAUCCAUAAAAAAAUCAACUUGGCGGAGGACAUGUUGGCCUGGGAGCACGAGCGGUUUGGAAUUCGCCGAUUACCAGCGUUCACGGUAUCCCGCCUAGAAAGCCAUAAAAACAGCCUUCGGACCAGUGUUAUGGACAUGAGGUCCCAGAUUAAUAUUCAGAAGUUAAGCCGCAAUACCAUAAUAAUUGCUGAGGCACUGGCACGGGUAAUUUACAACCUAACAGAGAAGGGUGCACCAGAGGACCUUCAAAUCUUCACAGAGCAAAUGCAACUACAAGAGGACCAGCUAUCAUCAGUACUUGACUGGUUAACAGCCCAGCCGAGGGCAGCACAGCUCAUUGAUAAGGACAGCAUCCUGAUCUCCACAAUGGAGUAUUACAUGAGUCGAUAUUUGAAAGAUGUUAAACGCCACCAUGUGAAGGCAGAUAAAAGAGAUCCAGAAUUUCUCUUCUAUGAUCAGCUGAAACAAACCAUGAAUGCAUACAGAGUGAAACCUGCCAUCUUUGAUCUACUGUUGGCAUUGUGUAUAGCAGCAUAUCUAGGAGUUACCUAUUUUGUUGCCCAGAAUUUUGGUUUCAUUUACAACACAGUACGGAGGAUUACUCUGAAGCCGAAGCAGCACUAACGCCAGAGUCCCCUGCUCUUGGUACUUUCACAUGGUAGAAGGGUUCUUCCAGUACAACCGCCUUAUAUCGGCGUGGCUGGAUCCAAACUACAGCACUGAGCCAAAUCUCUGAUUAUGCAGCAUCAGCAACUUCCUAAGGGUUGGAAGAUGGUCCAUAAAUAACGGCACUAUGCUAUUUCACUUCUGCAACAACAAAAACUAUUCUAUUUUAACCCAAAUACAAUCCACAUUAAGCACUACUCAAAAUCUGGCCACCUGUUCUCCAUUUUACUGUUCAACUAUUGAGAAUCCUCUACAUAAUGAAGUCAGUCCAGGUUUGAAUGCAUGGAUAUAUGUUUGUUGGUUGUAAUUUGUUUAACUCUGUCUGUUAGCUGUAAAGGUCCUGGUAAAAUGAGUUUGUGGUGAACACAGGACAGAUCAUAAUUCAGCACUAAUUGUUAAUUACUUUCAAAGUAGCCACAUAGAUGGGAAAUAUCUUUAGGUGUGGUAAUCAAAGCCUUUUGCCUUCGUGGGCCAUAUGGAUGGAAUUACAUAUAAUGGUCAAUUCCACAUACCCUUUAAUUUCACCAUAUUUUAAGUUGCUGACAUUGAAACAGAUCUCAAUGUUUUGAUUUUAGGAUGAGAACAGCCUUGACAAAAUGUUUAGAGCCUGAAAGUUGAAACACAAAUCAGUGAAGAAGAACCAACUCAAUUGCUUAGGUUUUGAAGAGCUGGAUUGCCAGUUCUUAGUGGCUGUACGUGACACUUGGCCUGGAGUUUGGACCUUCCCUAUAGCACUGGUGGUGGGUGAUGGUGCCAGUUACUCUCCUGAAAUUGGGACUGAUGCUGUGUGCAGUCAUGGUAUACCUAAUCAGGAUGUGCCUGGUCUGACGUUGGCUAGCCAAAAUGGAAAGUACUUCCUGACAUUUAGGUCCCUCACCUUUUUAUAAAUCACGGUUUUUUGUCCUUGCUGUGUUGUGAAAUAACCUUUUUUUAAUUUAUUUUGACUUCUAAUUGAAGACUGAAAAUUAGUUAAUCUAAAUAAUAACUUCUUUUAAAAACCCCUAUAUCUACAAAUUGCACCUUGUUGCAAUGGUUUGCUAUUUGUUUUCAUUCUUUCAGUGCACGUAAAUCAUCCAUGCGGAAAAAUUUGCACAAGUUUAAUUGAGUGUCAGUGGGAAUUCAAUCGAAUGGCUGAAUCCAUUCCCAAUUUUAUCUGAUGUCAGUUUCAGGAGUGGAAACCCUAGCUGGUUUCCAUAACGCCUCCCAACACCCCACUCAAAACUCAUGGACGCCAAGAGCAACUGUUACCAGAAAACAAAAGCAAAAAAUUGCAGAUGCUAGAAAUCCAAAAUGAAAAAAACAGAAACACUCAGCAGAUCAGGCAGUGUCUGUGGAGAGAGAAACCGAGUUAAUGUUACACACCAGCUACACCUGCAAUUGGUUCGCUCUGCAUUACCCAGAUAUUGGACCUGGGACCUCUGGUCUAUGUGUCUUUAUUUGCCAAACCAUCAUGAGAGCUUGUUCAGUUAAGUAACUGGGACUGAGGGGGCCCACCUCCCUAGCAGUCCUCUGACUAGUUGAGGCACCAAAUCUAACUUUGAACCAAAAAAAAUCAAAACCUCAAACAUAUCUUCCUGCCUUUCAACCCAAAAGAAACGGCAGCUGCUUCCCAGCAUUGCGAUGUACAAUUUCAUUCCUAUUCACAUAUUGCAGUGAAUGCAGAACCUUAAGUAUUUUCUUUUGAAACUUGAUGGGACAUUUCUUUUCCAUUUUAAUUGCUGCCUCUUGUCUGGAACUUUUAUUUAUGUCUGUGUUGGUUAUUUGUUGAAAAUCAGUGACUUUUUUUUUCCUGAUGUGUAAUGAAAUGGAUUAUGGGAUAACAAGUGGAGCUGUAUCGAACACUGACAUUCAUCAUGACUGUUCUGUACAGGAGGAAGGAAAAUAAAUAAAAUGGGGGAGAAAACUGA